CGUGCAAGAAAGACUGGUGUUUGAGCCAUGACACGCCCCCUGCAGGCUCUGUAUAUCUCAAACCAGCCGGACUCUCUUCAGCUUCCUCUCCAGUCUCGUAAAAAUCACCGAGAAGUUCAAAGAAACGUCUUCUUCUCUGGUGCAGCAGCAGUCGUUUUCUCAUGUAAGCAUACUGCCUCCACCAGGCUCAGUGCCUUCAGAGAAACUGCACUGUCAAGGGUGCUGGACGACCCUUCUAGAUUUAAGAUACGUUUUUCUGGAUUACUGUAAGAUCAAAUAUUUGUACGUUUAGUUACAUUCAGAUAGCACUGACACAGCUGUUAAAGUACAUAUAAGCAUGAACAGAGACAGGGCUAGAAGCUUGUCAUUGUGCAGAUGUUGAGAUACAGAAGCAGAUGCUGGUAAAAAACAUUAUCGGAUUGAUAGACAGUAUCAGUAUUUCAUUGUUUGUUUAAACAUUUAUUUAAUUUAAUUAGAAUAUAUCGUAAAAGCAUAGUUUUUAGGUGAAAUCCUGUCAGAAUUAAGUGUCCUGUAUCUCAGUGAACUCGUUAUUUUAACUGUAGAGCUCAACAGUAAACCAGCAGGUUUACGAGAAACAAUACUCGUAAUGCGGAAGUAGGAAGUAAAUGAAACAAAACAUUUACACCUUUAGGACUACGAUGACAACUGGACCUUUGUGUAGGUUACUUUUGGUUUUAAUGCCAUAAAUUAUUAUUGACGCGGGGCGGUUAAAACGCUGAAGUGACUGUAACUACUCUCUGGGGACUAACAGUUUCACCUGUAAAUAAGUUCUUAAUUUGUGCUUGAAGUCAACAAAUGCACUGCGAUUAAAAUGUAAGGCUACUGUGAGAGACCGGUGCAUGUUCGCGUCUUUGCGGUCCGUAGGAGAAUACGCACCUGCUUCAGACACAGGUAAUGUGUUUUAUAGCUACUUGACGGACCGACACUAAAAAUACUUGCCAUGGAUGUCCUUCUGGCUGCGAUAGAGAUACUGACGGACCCAUCCGGACAUCCAGAGCACUUGACGAAUGAAGAGAGGCCAGAUCCAAGCCCACCAUCUUGUGAUCACCCCAGCAGCGUGUGUGGCAUUUGUGUGGAUCUAAAAAAAGAUGAGGGUGUUAAGGAUGAGGAAGUCUCUGACAUGCGUCCGGCCAGCCAAGAUUCAACCAAACAAGAAACUGGUAAAAGGAAAAGAAGUUGCUCAAGAAAGAGCACAAAAACAGGAGUUCGCUCUAACAAAUCAAAUCACCAUUGCUUGAAAUGCGGACAAAGCUUCAAAACGUCAGUUCACUUUAAAAGACAUAAACUAGUUCAUUCAGGAGAGAGGCCUCAUGGUUGUCCUGAAUGCGGCAAGAGGUUCAUUACGUUGUCUGAACUGAAAGUACAUCUGCGUGUUCACUCAGGAGAAAAACCCUACCACUGCUCCGAAUGUGGAAAGAGCUUUGCUCAGUCAGGGUCCUUUUCUAAUCACCGCAGGCUUCAUAGAAAUGAAAAACGCCAUCACUGCCCUGAGUGUAACAAGGGUUUCCAGCAACUUAUAGAUCUACGAAUUCACCAAAGGAUUCAUACGGGAGAGAAGCCAUACAUGUGCUCACAGUGCUGGAAGGCUUUUACUACAUCCGGAGCGUUACGAGUUCAUCUACGAACCCACACUGGUGAAAAACCUUAUGAGUGCAAAGAGUGCGGGAAGACGUUCUGCCAGCUGGGCGGACUUAAAGUUCACAGACGUGUUCAUUCAGGAGAGAGGCCUUACGUGUGCUCUGUGUGUGAGAAGCGCUUCAAGGGACAUGCCAAUUUGAUCACACACAAGCGCAUUCACACUGGAGAAAAGCCUUAUCGAUGCACUGUAUGCAACAAGGCGUUCACCGACAGCAGGAGGCUAAAAGAGCACCAGCCACCUCAGUCAGUAGAGAAACUGUUCCGCUGCGGCGUGUGUAGUGAAGCUUUCGGCGCUUUCUGUCAACUUAAAGAACACCAGCAGUGUCACAAAGGAGAGAAGCACCAUCACUGUACUGAAUGCGGAAAGGCCUUCACGCAUUUAUAUUUACUGAGGAGUCACCAGCGUGCACACUCAGAUGAGAGACCAUACUCCUGCGCUGAAUGUGGAAAGUGCUUCCGCCGGUCAUUUGACCUGAAAAUGCACCUGAACACUCACAGUGAAGCACGACCUCAUCUUUGCUCUCAGUGUGGAAAGAGCUUCCGCAGGGCUGCAGAGCUUAGGAUACAUCUGAGAGUACAUACGGGAGAAAAGCCUUAUCCCUGCUCUGUCUGCGGCAUGGGCUUCAAACAGACAUCACAACUCAAAGUGCAUGAGCGCACUCACACAGGAGAAAGGCCUUUCCCCUGCACGGACUGUGGGAAGACCUUCAAAGACAAGAGAAGCCUGCUAACACACCAGAGAGUGCACCAUAAAUAAAGACAUUCUUCUAUUAUUAUAAUAUACAGUAUAUACAUUUGGAAAAUACCGUAUAUUACUGAGUGCUGAAAUCACUUUGGUCACAGCAGGGGAAUUUUAACUUGCUGAUCACAUUACAGUAUGCUCUAUACUACUCUGUUGGUUGUAAGACUGUAUUGGGUAAAUGCAAAUUGCUUAAGAUUUUAUUCUUGCUUGUGUCUUAAACUGUCCACUCAAAGAUGUUUUUGGGAGUAUGUUCAGGAAUCUCAUAUAUUUUAUUCAUUAUUUAUACAUCUAGGGUUAUUCAGCAAGAAAUUAGCUGUCUGACCUUUCUUUGAAGAGAAAUUGAUUAUGAAUUAUUAAGGGUUUUAUGCAGGUGGGACUUGUUUGUACCGUUCAUAAAAACAGUGAAGUAUUUGAAUUUAAUAUAAAUAAAAGAUUUCUAUUAUCUGAUAUAUAAUUUAUUUUCUUAUUCUAAUGAUUAAAUCAUGCUGAAAUAGACUUUAUUUUAAAUUUUUAUACAAUGUAAACACUUAUUUUUUAUAUGUAUUAUAGAACAGUUUGUCUUAAUCACAUACCUUUACACAAAUAAAUUUCUCUUUCACCUA
This is a messenger RNA of Cyprinus carpio (common carp), 3003 nucleotides long. RefSeq lists its product as uncharacterized. The record is from RefSeq and is a predicted model, not a curated record. NCBI's taxonomy places the organism in Eukaryota, Metazoa, Chordata, Actinopteri, Cypriniformes, Cyprinidae. Gene Ontology annotation, biological process: regulation of transcription by RNA polymerase II. Gene Ontology annotation, molecular function: RNA polymerase II cis-regulatory region sequence-specific DNA binding; DNA-binding transcription factor activity.